AUGUCAUCUCGUAAUAAUUCUUGUGAUACCGCGAUAGGAUUAUAAUCAAGUAUUGUUUUAUUAUUUAGAAUGAGAACUUAUUGCUCUUAAAGCAGAACUGAAAAAGGCAUAAAGUGUAAUAAUUUAAUAGUAACACAUGUUAUAAGUCUAAAAACAAUUGAUGGAUAGAAAAUAAUCAAUAGACAAAGUGAAAUAGAAAUUGGUAAAUAAUUUAAAUAUUGAGAAUUAAUCAUUAGUAACUAUAUAUAGAAUAUCUAAUUAGCGAAAUUAAGUAAUAAAAUUCGAAAAGUUAAUAUAAGAGAAAACUUAAGAACUUGAAAAAAUGAGUUUGGUAAAUAAAAAUUUGACAGCUGCUAAUAAUUAACUUAUUGUUGAAAUGUCUAAAUAAUUAAAUGGACCAACUUCAGAAGAAAAAGAAAUUCGAAUAUAAUAAAUAAAAAGAUUAUCAAUUAUUGAUGCUAGACCACCUCCUCCUCCACCUUUACCAUUACCACCUUAAAAAACUAAAAUAGAAUAAGAAUAAUAACGUAAAAAACCUAAAAGAUAAUUGAAAUAAUUACAUUGGGAAGCUAUUUUAAUGUAAAAAGUAGAAUAAAGUUUUUGGAAUGAAUUAGAUGAUUUAACUAUAAAAUUAGAUUAUGAAUAAUUAGAAGAACUAUUCUAUUAAUAAGGAAAUGUUACUUAAUCAUAAUAAUAAUAAGUACUAUUAUAAGUAGUACAGUAACCAAAUUUGAAUUAAAAUAUAUAAAUUUUAAAUUAAGAAAGAUCAGUAAGUAUUUUAUAUUGAUAAUAGAGAAGUGUAGAAUUAGUUAUUGCUAAAUAUCGUCUUACAAGUUAAUUAGUAAUAUAGGCUGUUAGUAAUCUCGAUUUAAAAUUUUUGGAUUCUGAAAAAAUUGAAGCCUUAAUGAAAUGUUUACCAUAAGGCAAAGAGAUUGAUCAUUUAGAAAAAGUUAAAUCUAUAAGAAAUACUUAAUAAAUCAAAUUAAAUAUUCCUGAGAAAUUCUUAGUUGAAUUAUAUGAUAUGCCAUUUUUUGAAGAAAGAUUAAGUUCUAUAAAUUUUAAGAUGAGUUUUAUUGAUAUAAAGAAAUCGAUUGAUAUGAAAAUGUUAUUACUUAAAAAUGCUUGUUAAUAAUUAUUACAAUGUAAAUAUUUGGAGAAAUUCUUAUUGUGUUGUUUAGCAGUUGGAAAUUAUUUAAAUAUAAAUACUACUAAAGGAAGUAUAUGAUAUGAUUAAUUAUUUAUAAGUAAUAAAAGGAUUUAAAUUAGAAUCGAUAGAAAAAUUUAAUUUGAUUAAGGGAAAUGAUAGAGAAACUUCGUUAAUAAUUUAUAUUAUAAAUGUGGCAGAACAGUAAAAUAUCACAGUAUUUAAUUAUGAAGAUUAUGAAGAUUAAUUGUUAAAUAGUUAAUUAAUGAAUUUAAUAGUAGAAGUGUCUAAAUUUUCAUUAAUUUAAAUAUUUAAUAAUGAAAUAAAUCAGAUUAAGAUUGGAUUAAAACAUUUGGAAAAGAUGUUUACAAUAAAUGACUAAAAUAUUAUAGAAGCUUAUCAGGAAUUCUAAUAGGAAGUAUUAGAUUAUUAUAAAGUAAUUGAAAAUGAAUAUUUGAAUUUACAAAAACUAUAUGAGAAAUUAUGUGAUCAUUAUGGUGAGAAUUAUUAAAAUUAUGAAUCAGAAAAAGUAUUCUAAAAAUUCAAUUAAUUGUUAAAUUUGGUGAAAAAGGCAAAAAUAUAAUCAAUAUCAAUGAAACUAUCUUAAGUAAAUGAGAAUAGGAUUAAAGAAACAUAAUCUCAAUUAUCAAGAGUUAGAUAGAGCAGUAAAUAAUUAAUAUAAUACAUAAAGUUAUGGUAGAAGAAUAAGAAUAAGGAAAUUCUGUUAAGAAAUAAGUGGAAUAAGCAAAACGAUUACCAUUACAUGAACUAUUAAAAUUAAAGAGUAAGUUUAAAGCCAAAGGAAAUGGGAAAUUAUAAGAGUGAAG
Molecule: messenger RNA, 1971 nt
Organism: Paramecium sonneborni
Lineage: Eukaryota; Ciliophora; Oligohymenophorea; Peniculida; Parameciidae
Source: the annotation of a GenBank genome assembly